Messenger RNA from Dermacentor andersoni, 733 nucleotides. Its product is annotated as succinate dehydrogenase assembly factor 2-A, mitochondrial-like. Gene Ontology annotation, cellular component: mitochondrion. Gene Ontology annotation, biological process: protein-FAD linkage; mitochondrial electron transport, succinate to ubiquinone; tricarboxylic acid cycle. The record is from RefSeq and is a predicted model, not a curated record. NCBI's taxonomy places the organism in Eukaryota, Metazoa, Arthropoda, Arachnida, Ixodida, Ixodidae.
CACCACUUGAGCGCGCCUUUGGCAAAGCUGACUUCCUGUCGUCUGCCGUCGUGCAAGCGGCAACAUGUUAUUGCGUUCUGCAUUUAUUCGCUUGCGGCCGUCGACGCUCCGGCUGUUGCAACCAAUGUGCACGCACUCGGAGGGCAGCAGGGAGACCAUCCUCAGCAAGGGCUUCAUCCAGAGGGCAAACGAAGACACCGACACCCUGCGGGCGCGACUGCUCUACCAGAGCCGCAAGCGCGGCAUGCUCGAGAACGACCUCAUCCUCAGCACGUUCGCAGCCAAGCACCUGGCCUCCUUCAAUACGGAGCAGCUCCAGCACUACGACAGGCUCAUCAACCUGCCUUCCAACGACUGGGACAUCUACUACUGGGCAACGGGUGCCAGGGAGACUCCACCAGAGUUUGAGAAUGAGGUCAUGUCACUACUGCGAGAGCAUGUGCGCAAUGAUGAGCGCGAGAAAAGAUUCAAGCAGCCCGACAUUUCGUAGUGGUCUAGGAGCAAAGUGACAGAGGCUACCUGACACGCUUGAAAAAAGGUUUGGGCGUUGAGGCGAGAGUCGCCAAAAAGUUGCCUAGCACAAUAUUUGUCUAGUCAGCCUGUUGCUUCGCUCUGCCUUCUGGUCUUUUCCCACACAACACUAACCUCUCAACCAGACAGCAGUCAGUUCAAAGAGUGCAAACCCUUCUUCCUGUAGAAGUUGAAACUGCAGAUUAAAGUUUUCUGGCACAGG